Oryctolagus cuniculus (rabbit) is the source of this 6523-nucleotide messenger RNA. RefSeq names its product translocase of outer mitochondrial membrane 20 like (gene TOMM20L). Gene Ontology annotation, molecular function: transmembrane protein transporter activity. Gene Ontology annotation, biological process: protein import into mitochondrial matrix; protein targeting; tRNA import into mitochondrion. The record is from RefSeq and is a predicted model, not a curated record. Gene Ontology annotation, cellular component: mitochondrial outer membrane translocase complex. Lineage: Eukaryota; Metazoa; Chordata; Mammalia; Lagomorpha; Leporidae.
GGGCCAUCCUCCACUGCACUCCCUGGCCACAGCAGAGAGCUGGCCUGGAAGAGGGGCAACUGGGACAGAAUCCGGCGCCCCGACUGGGACUAGAACCCUGUGUGCCGGCGCCGCUUGGCGGAGGAUUAGCCUAUUGAGCUGUGGCGCCGGCCAGGUUUAUUUAUUAAUUUGAAAGAGAAAGUGAGCAAGGUAUCUUACAUCCACUGGUUGACUCCCUGAAUGGCUGCAUCUGUCACCUCUGGGACACGCGGGAACCAGGAGCCAGGAACUCCAUCGUGGUUUACUGCAUGGGUGGCAGGGAGCCAAGAAUUUGGGCCAUCUUCUGUUGCCUUCCCAAGCACAUUAGCAGAAAGCUGAGAUCAUAAAUGGAGUUGCAGCGAAUCAAAUGACUUGGAUAGGAGAUGCUGAUGGGGCAAGGAGCAGCCUAACUUGCUUAUUACAAUGCUAGCCCUUGGCAUUUGCUGUAGCAUAGAAGCUUAAGCCUCCUCCUGCCGUGCUGGUAUCCCAUACGGGUGUCCCAGCUGCUCCACUUCCCAUCCAGCUCCCUGUUAAUGUACUUGGGCAAGCUGUGGAAGACGACCCAAGUACUUGGGCUCCUGCACCAAAUGUGGGAGACCUGGAAGAAGCUCCUGGCUCCUGGCUCAGCCUGGCCCAGUCCCAGCCAUUGGGGCCAUUUGGGAAGUAAACCAGUAGAUGGAAGUACUCUCUUUCUCCCUCCUUCUCUCUAUUUCUGCCUUUCAAAUAAAUGAAUAAAUCUUACAAAUAAACAAGACAUGCCCUUACUAAGUGAUCUAGGUAUUUGCCCAAGAGAACAGGAAACAUCCACAUAAAGACCUGUAUAUAAAUGCUGUUAGCAGCUUUAUUUGUAGUAAAAAAAAAAAAAAAAAAGGAAAUAAUUCAAAUAUCCAUCAAUAGAGGAAUGCUAAAUAAAUGUUGGCAUAGCCAUAAGAUGGAAUACUACUUACCAAUAAAAAUGAGCCACUGGUACAAUAAUAUUCGUGAAUCUCAAAGUAAUUAUGUUGCAUAAGAAACCAGACAAUAAAAGAGUACACACUAUAUGACUCCAUUCAUACAGUAAUCUAGAACAUGCAAAUUAACCAAUAAUGAGAGAAAAAAACCUAUAGGGGAUCACUGGGGCAUGAGCAGGAAACUAUUAAAGCUGCCGGAAGAAACUGGGGGAUGAUGACUAGGAUACUGCCUUGAUUUUGGUGAUGAUUCCAUGACAUGUGUUGAUAUCUACCCAACCAUAUGCUCCAAACGUGUAAUUUAUUAUAUUACAGUUACACCUCGCCCUGCACUGGGGACUACUACUAAUGCUCUCUCUAUUGGAACAUCAUCAAAGCUUAAUGGGAAUUCUCUGUCACCAGUCAGUGAGAGUGGUGUCUGAAUUUGCGAAGAAGACAUCCGCCUCUCCCUUUCACACUUGCACGGGAACUUUUUGGUUUUCCUCGCGGUUCUGAGACAAUGUCCGCCUUGGUAAUCUGUUUCCUUCCAGCGGCUGUGACACUUCUCCUAUCCGUACAGGGGAUUCAGAACGCGGAUCCAGAUGGCCGGUAACGCUUACUGAUCCUGUCCUUUUCCUGUGUUUGCUGUCAGGGUUUGGCAAGGACCAAGCCCUCAGCUGGAAGCCAGAGUAUCCUAGGAGAAGCACGCGGUCCCUGAGGAAGCAGUGAGGCCCCCGGGGCCAUCAGCCUGCAGAGAAGGGGUGCUUGGGCCCCUGCACCUGCGUGGAAGACCAGGCUGAAGCUGCUGGCCCCCUGGCUUUGGUCUGGCCCAGCCCGGGUACUUGUGGCCAUUUGGGGAGUGAACCAGUAGAUGGAAGAUCUCUGUUGAUCUCUCUCUCUCUCUCCCCUUCUCUCUCUGUAUCUUUGACUUAAUAAUAAUAAUAAUAAUAUUCCUUCCUCUUCCGGCUCCUGAUGUCAGGGGCUUGGAGACCUCUGAGGACUGUAUCCUUUCGGUGACAAAGGCCAGGCCCGGAGGACGGGCCAGCGGGAGGCGCUGUGCACCAGGGGGUACCCAAAGCUGACCCCUGAAUGCUGCAGGUGUGGGAAAAGGACGAAGGGAGACCCAAGCGCCCAGCUGGGCAGAUCCCCAGGCACUCAGAUCGGCCUGGAUGGGUGCCGGAGGCCUUUAGGGCAGGGCCAGGGCUUCUGAAUCUGGAGUGCGACAGACCUGGUUCGGACAGCGCUCUGCUACGUGGUGGCUGUGGACCCUCGACUUCCCAGUCCGCUCGCCUCGCGGCCGCGUGGGAGCCCAAGGCCGCGCCGCUGGCCGCCCCUGCCGGCCGGCCGGCCCGCGCCUAACGCUCGGCUCCUGGGGCGCCGGAGGCCGGAUGUCCUGCGUCCGCCCGCUGCUGGGCCUCCUGGCUACCCUGGCGGCCUUGGGCGCCGUCGCCUUCCUCGGCUACUGCGUUUACUUCGACCGGAAGCGGCGUGGCGACCCCGCGUUCAAGCGCCGCCUGCGGGACAAAAGAAGAGCCGGACAGCGGAGGGCCGAGGCGCGGGGCGCUCAGUUGUGGGAUACAGCAAAGAAUGAAAAAUUACAGGAACUUUUUUUGCAAGAGGUACAGAUGGGAGAACUUUGGUUAUCUAGAGGAGAGCACAGAAUGGGAGUUGAACAUCUCAGUAACGCCCUCUUACUGUGUGGGCAACCCCGGGAACUCCUGAAGGUUUUCAAAUACACGCUCCCUCCCAAGGUAUUUGAGAUGCUGUUGCACAGAGUUCCCCUUAUUUGCCAGCAAUUUGAGGCAGACAUGAAUGAACAGGAAUACUUGGAGGAUGUUCGUGAUUGAAAAACAUUCACCGUAUCCACAGUCCAGUCAGAAUACCAUGUACUCUUGUAGCAUAAACAACUGCUCAGUGAUAUUUCCAUUUAUUUUACUUUAGCAAUAAAUUUUUUUUAUCUUUUACAUGAUUGAACACAUAUUUUACUUUAAAAUUAACAGUCACAAUUGAAGAAACAAUGGUUUAUUUUUCUAGUCAAGUGACCAAGCUGCUGAAUUGUAAGGCCUCAACAAAAUGUUGCAUCUUGUUAUUUUCACUGAACAAUAAGACCUUCUAUUUCAGUUACUCCUGGUGAACAGCAAUCUUUGUUUCUCCAGUGGUUUUCAUCUGUUAGACAGCCAUGAUGGAUGGUUUGUCAUGGCUCCUACUGCGUUCAGGGAUUCUAUCAGAUGAAUCCCGUUCUCAGGGCAACACCUGCUGGCCAUCUUUCUCGGCAAGUCCGUCCUUCGGGACUUCCCUAUCGUGGUUGCCCAAGGAGUCCUGCUUUGGCUGCCAGUGCUUCAUUCUGCUGAAUAUGAUAUUCCUGAAAUCUCAUGGAUAUUCUCUGUGUCAUUUUUAAAUAUUUCUGUAAACAAUGUUCUGAACAGGUAGUCUAAAAGUAAAAAGGAAAAAUCCAAGAGGCAACAUAAAAAUGUAGUUUUUAAAAAUUCACAUAUUCUAAAAGAAGAGCAUAGGUGCUUUGCCUUUUUUUUUUUUUUUUUUUUGGAGUAUAUCUGAGAAUUAAAUCAGUUGUAAGUGGCCACUGCUUUCAUUUGUUGAUAAUUUCAUCAACUGAAAAGAAUCAAUACUGAAUGCCGUCAGUUUUUAGGCACUAAGAACAAUGCUAAGUCCCUGCCUUUAAGAAGCUUCUAGUCUGGAUUUUCCAUAAGUCUGUGUCAGUAUAAAGUGACAAUCCGUAUGCCUAUCCCUUUAUUUAGACUGUUAAAAUGUAAACACAGCAACAAAUGCAUUUUUUUAAAUGAAAACUCCAUUCUCAACACUUUUAACUUAAUUCUCAACCUUUUACUUUUUAACAAUAUUAAACUUAGCAUCUUUCCUAAACUUUGUCAAUUAUCUAACAAGUACUUACUGAUUAUUGGUUAUAUGUUAAGUUUUUGGUAUUAAUGUUUAUCAACAUCUUUCUAUGGAAGAAUUUUAUAUCAUUUUGAGUAAAAUUGGGUGAGAACACUUAAAGACUGCUAAUAGGACUGUGUUUUCAGAGUCUAGUUACACAACACAAACCACCAAAUUCACAUUCUGCUUUUUUCAAAGUCAACCCAAGUUUUCUGGGCCACACACAGAAAGGCUGUGUCAAGUUUCUCUGACGAGGCCAUCACGACUGGAAGUUACUAAGAAUGUUCGUCAUGAAACAGUAACCCAGAACCCCAGGCAUGUUCCCUUAAAAUGUCUACCUCAGUACAAUGGAACUGUCAAAUCUGGCACUGUUAAACUCAGUGCCAUGGGUCCUUGGUCAUUUCAGCUGUCAAGCACUGGAACUUAAAAGGUAGCCACAUUCCUGUAGUAAGUAGGAAUCUGUGACACGUUCAGGGAUAUCCUAUUGUUCAGGACAAGUUUAGCAAGUUUUUAGUGAGCAACACUUUUCAUACCUCUUCCGGCUUUACUUCUCUUGUUGUGAAAUCUUUAACGCAGUCCAAAAAGCAGGUUUCUGUGAGUUUAUUGUAGGUUCCGAGAAAUUCUUUAAACUACAAACAAACCAGAAGGUUUUUUUGAUAUUUGGUUCUUAGAACAAAAAUGGUUUGAAACUUAAAUUACUGAUGUUUUAUAGUAAGACAAAAUAUCCUAUAAUGACAAAUUAUUUUACUAACAAAUACAACCUACAAAAUAUAGUCUUAUAGUUGAAUAUUUUUUCCUGAUUAUUAGCCAACUGAAAAAUACAUAUGCGUCAUAUCACUUAAUGUCCACUUUUUGGAAAUGGAAUAUAAACAUUUAAUGAACAUUUAUUUUCCAAGAUCACCAACUGACAUGGUUGUAUUUAGAAGUGUAUAACUUUUUUGAUAAAUCCUUUCCCUUUAUUUUAACACCUUACCUGUUUUAUCUGAUCAGAUUCUGGUAUUUGUCCAGCCAUAGUCUUUUCGUAUAUUUUUUAAUCACCUGAUUAAAAAAAAAAGUUUGUCAAUUUGUAUAUGUUUACAGGCUACCUGAAGAGUGAGAUAAUCACUGCUCAUAUUUAUACAUCUCUAACUGUAAUUACAGGCCACCCCAAUCUCAGGGAUCAUUAGGGACCACAGGACCUUAUCAUUUAAAAUUAGAUUUCCUAAGUAGGAGACUCAGAGGCCCUAUCUCUAUCUCCAGUUUCAAGGCAGUAUGCUCUAUUGUCUUACAAAGACACUUGUUAAAGCCCCAUUCUUGGUAAGGUUGGAAGAGAAUCCAAUCUCUGGUAUCUUCGUAAAAUAAUUUCAGUUAAUUAGGUUGCUACAAAUAAUUCUUUUACAUUUUUAAUGACUUCUAAGUAAAUGCAAAGGUUCUACUAAUUGUUAACAGCAUUCACUUACAAUUCAACAACCCUUAUGAAAGAUACUUAAGAGUUCUAAAAAACUCUAAAAAAAGUCAUGAGAGUUAAAUAUUCUACAGUUCAAACAGGGCAAUCAGAGACUGCUCAGAAACUAGUGAACAUAAGACAAAUCAAAGUCUUUCUGGAUUACUGAGAUUUUUACAUAUCUUAAAUGCAGGACUUGGAUACUGAGAUUUUUAUAUAUCUUAAAUGUAGGACUUGGAUGCAGUUAAUCUAGACAUAUGGAUUAUCACAUAUAUGAUAAUCACAUUGUUUACACUACCUUAGUCCUAAAAAAGAUUGAACAUCUCAUAUAAAAACAUUUUAUAAAUAAAGCUGCUUCAAAUGGAAAUGAAACAGUAUGUAAAGGAAACAGUAAUCAGGGACAGUGUAGGCUGACAUAUAUGUUAUGCUUCAUAUUUAGUUUUGAGUUCCCUGAUAACAUAAGAUCAACUGAGUAUGUACAUUCAUUUUGUACUGAAUGAGGCUGUGAAAAGCAUGAAGUUUUUAUGAAGCUUACAGGGAGUUGAAAAUAAGUAGGGAAUUCAAGUUUAGGCCCAAAUGUAUGUCACAGAAAACAUUUUAAACAGUAGCUACUGUUCUGGCAAACACCACAGGAAAAGAAAAUGGUGGCCUUUAUCCUUAUCCACACCAGCUUAGUCCAACUGGUGAGCCCAGAUCUCCAUCCUCAGAGGUCUGUAACAAGGUGUCCAACACACGCAGCAGUGUGGUGACGGAGAAGGCCAGAGAGGGAGCAGGAGACGGUCGUCCCUGUCAGGCAGCCACAAGAGCCCCAUGUCCACUUGGUGGCAACCACAAGGGGAGGAGCCUGGCGUCCAACUCAAGCAGCAGGAACGAGGAGCUUCUCUCCCUUUCCUCCAAGCACUGAAGGAGGCCCAGCUGAGACUCAGAAGCUGUGCUGCCCUCCUGAGGGGUUCAGGGAAGCCAUGUGAAAGCAGAGACCCACUCAGCCCCUCCCAGCCAGGGAGUUAUCAGUGGAGGUCUGCUGAGGAGCCAGAACUCCCACCCAUGUUCAGAUAGCAAGGCGCUUCCUGCCGCCUCUGCAGCGUCACAGGGUAGAACCUGGGCUACCUCCGCCAGAGGUGAGACGCCACUCUACACCCCUGCCCCCACCAUCUUCUGAUGGAGUCAGCUAGAAGAGAAGGUUUAAAUAGAAUCUAGAACCUUAUAAUCUCCUAACAAGAUACACAAAAUGUCCAGGUUACAAUAAAAAAAAAAAAAAAACAAA